Molecule: messenger RNA, 1533 nt
Organism: Pelecanus crispus (Dalmatian pelican)
Lineage: Eukaryota; Metazoa; Chordata; Aves; Pelecaniformes; Pelecanidae
Source: RefSeq, a predicted model, not a curated record
AGGCCGGGAGAAAAUGGACAUCGGCACAAAAAGUUGAAGACAGACGCGGAGGAGGAGGACGCGGAGGAUCGGAAUAAAAAGUCACCCAAAAGGAAGAUCGUGUUGUUGAUGGCGUAUUCAGGGAAAGGCUACCACGGGAUGCAAAGAAAUGUGGGAUCUUCACAGUUCAAGACGAUUGAAGAUGACUUAGUAUCUGCCCUCGUUCAGUCAGGCUGCAUCCCAGAAAACCACGGGGAAGAUAUGAAGAAAAUGUCUUUUCAGCGGUGUGCUCGAACAGAUAAGGGUGUGUCUGCAGCUGGACAGAUUGUGUCGCUAAAGGUCAGGCUAAUAGAUGACAUCUUAGAAAAGAUCAAUAACCAUCUUCCUUCUCACAUCAGAAUUCUGGGUCUGAAGAGAGUCACUGGGGGAUUCAACUCCAAGAACAAAUGUGACGCCAGAACCUACUCUUACAUGCUGCCAACAUUUGCCUUUGCCCAUAAAGACCACGAUGUGCAAGAAGAGGUUUAUCGACUGGACAAAGAGACCCUUGAAAAAGUCAAUAAACUGCUUGCGUGCUAUAAAGGAACGCACAACUUCCACAACUUCACAUCUCAGAAGGGACCCAGGGACCCCAGCGCCAAGCGGUACAUAAUGGAGAUGUACUGCGGAGAGCCGUUCGUGAGGGAGAACAUCGAAUUUGCAGUCAUCAAAGUGAAAGGGCAGAGUUUCAUGAUGCAUCAGAUAAGGAAGAUGAUUGGGCUGGUGAUAGCUAUCGUGAAAGGUUACGCUGCCGAGUCUAUCAUGGAGCUCAGCUGGGGAGAGGAGAAAGUAGAUGUCCCCAAAGCUCCAGGACUUGGGCUGGUCUUGGAAAGAGUACACUUUGAAAAGUACAACAGACGUUUUGGAAACGAUGGGCUGCAUGAGCCGCUGGAGUGGACAGAGGAGGAGGAGAAGAUUGCUGUUUUCAAAGAGCAGUAUAUCUAUCCCACCAUUAUCAACACAGAAAGGGAAGAGAAAUCCAUGGUGAACUGGCUAAACACCCUCCCCAUUCAUGACUUCAACUCGUCUGUUGUCGGGAUGCAAGCUAACAACAAACAUUCAAAGAACGGCAGCGAUCUCGAAGGCAGUGAUGGUUGUGAUGAUGAUUCCGACUGAGCCAGUAAGUGGCUGGACGUGGGACCCUUACUGCUUGCAACUCCCUUUGUCUACAAAAAAGUGGCCUUUCUAAAUCCAAGAAUCCAGAAAAGCAGGGGUUUGUGUGCUUGCAGAUCAAGAACCGGAUGCCCGGGAGAAACUGGGUGGGGAAACCGGUGCGGUAGAAAAAGUAAAAGAGGCUUUUUAUACCACUGACCGAUUCACCUGACUGGUAUACUUGAAAAUAGUGUAACGUAAAAUAAGCUUUCUAAAAGAAUCUUGUAAUGCAGGACAUCUUAAUUGCUAUUUGAAUAAUGUUUUUAUUACAUGUUUAUCUGGAAAAUAGUAUUUUAAAUAUGUAUAAUACCUACAUAAAGAUGGGGCAAAUCAUUUUAAUAUACUCUUUAUUAUUAUUAUUAU